Messenger RNA from Cicer arietinum (chickpea), 1038 nucleotides. RefSeq lists its product as uncharacterized. NCBI's taxonomy places the organism in Eukaryota, Viridiplantae, Streptophyta, Magnoliopsida, Fabales, Fabaceae. The record is from RefSeq and is a predicted model, not a curated record.
UGUGACUCGAAUAAAGUUUAGAACUCACAAUUUAAAAAAACUCGGCACCUUAUAAAUACCCGCGAAGUUAACCGCCAAAUCUAACGUCCAAUAUACCUCAAUUUGAAUUUUUGUGGGAGGAACGAAAGAAAUGAAGAAGAGGGGAAAGAAAACCAAAGUUUCCGAUCUUCUCAAAACUCCGUCGCCGAUUGCUUCUCCGACGGAAAGUUCUCCAAAAUCGGCAAUAUUCACAAGAGCAGCUUCGACCUCCAAAGGUGUGAAGAGAGUAGCAGCUGCUCUUGCCACCGGCACUUCUCCACCUCGCAGUAAUCAAAGAGCUCCAAACAACAUCUCCGAUCUCAAGAGUCUCGCUUCUUCAAGCAUCGAUGAACUCAAACGCCGGAUCGAUCGCUCUCACUCUCAGAUCUUCAAGGAUCUCGAAGCUUCUCAUUCGCGCCUCCACAAGCGUUUCAAGAUGCAGAGUCAAGGAUGUCAGCAAGCAAUGGAUGAAGCGGAGAAGGAUUACAAGAAGUUAUCUGAACGGAUAACGGAAAGUCGAGAGGCAAUGAAGGCUUCUUAUGAAGAGUUCAUGGCUGAGGCACAGGCUACCGCAUCUCGUGCAUGCAAAACUUCUAUAGCUGAGCUUUCGCAGAAGUUUGACAAGGCUAUUGACUCUAUUCGAAACCGUCAUGGGAUUUCAUCAAAUUAGCUAUAUUGUUUGGUGGGUGCGUACUGAUUGCUUUAUGGAAAUACAAAAAAGAGCUGCCUGGAUUCUGGAGGACGAUUUGGGUGGAUUGAAAAGAAAGGAAAAUUAGUUGAGCUCAUAUCCUCUGCAUAUCCGAUUCACAAAAGAAAGGAAAAUUAGGAAAUACUCAGUUCACUGAUAGUACUAUCAAUUAUUAGGCUGUUGAUAAUUAAUGAAGUGAUUUGUAGCCGCAAACCAGAUUUUAGGGAGUUUAGAUGAGCUAUAGAAAUGAAACUCUUUCACUUACUGAGAAAAUUUGUCAUCGGAUCAAAUAUGCUACUUUUUUUUUUCUUCUUAAAAUAUCUUGUCCACAA